This is a messenger RNA of Phalacrocorax carbo (great cormorant), 4520 nucleotides long. Lineage: Eukaryota; Metazoa; Chordata; Aves; Suliformes; Phalacrocoracidae. The record is from RefSeq and is a predicted model, not a curated record.
CCCCGACCUCGGCAAGGGCGGAACGAACCCGCCAGCAGGAUGACGAAAAAAACACCACAGAGCAAGGCUUCUGUGCGCGCACUGCCCGGGCGGCGCAGGAGGCGGGCAGCCAUGCCCGCGCCGCCCCUCGCCCCCGAGGGAGGGACGAGGCAGCGGGACGCCCGUCACCACCCCCAGCCCCCAUCCUCGCGCUGCCGCAGAGCAGCCUGGGGCGGUGGCGGGCGGCAGCGCGCGCCGGUUGUGAGGUCAUCCCGCGCGGCCGGAAGGAGCGGCGCGGAGCGGCUCGGGGCGGUUGUUUCCGUUGUGGGGGGUGGCGGGGGGGCCCCGCGCGCGGAGCCGGAGCCGGAGCCGGAGCCGGGGCGGGGUCGGCCAUGGCCGCAGCGGCGGGAAAGGCGGCGGAGCCCCUGGGUCGGACGGCGGAGGAGGUGGCGUGGGCGGAGGCGCUGCGCGGGGCCUGCGAGCCCGAGCACCACUGGCGGCACCGCCGGGAGUUCCUGCUGCGCAACGUCGGGGAGCCGCCGGCGGCGGGCAGCGCCCAGCUCCAGCGCCUGGUGUCCCUCUCCAUGGUCUGGGCCAACCACGUCUUCCUGGGCUGCCGGUACCCGCCGCAGGUCAUGGAGAAGGCGCUGGAAAUGGCCGAAGGCAUCCAAGUGACCAGCGCGCCCGUCCGCACCACGAGAGAUGAACUGGUUGCCAAGGUGAAGAAAAGAGGCAUAUCAAGUAGCAAUGAAGGGGUAGAGGAGCCUUCCAAGAAGCGAGCUGUUGAGAAAAGCAAGGAUUCUAAGGAUGCUGGAAAGGAUGUAAAAACGACAAAGGCAGAAGCCCUAAAACAAUCAGAGAGUACACUGCCAAAAAAGCAGGAAAAAGAUACUAGCAAAGAUCCAGAAAGCUCCCAGUCAACUUGCAGUUCAAAUCAAGAAAUGAUCACAGCAUCAGACAUAGAAGCAGAAGGAAAACCUGCUAAUGCCGAAAAUACUACUGAGCAAAAUCCAUCUUCAUCUGAAAAAGAGUCAGGAGAGAAGUCUGGUGCAACUCCACCUAAGGAAAGCAAGUCUGAAAAUGUGCAGUCUCCUGAAAAGAAAACUACAGUAAGUGCAGUGCCGCCAGCUGCCAAGAGUGCCCCUCAGGCGGAGGUGGUGGCAGCGGCAGUGCCACCAACCACCAAGAGCACCCUGCAGGCAGCAGCGGUGCCAGCGGCAGCGCCACCAGCUGCCAAGAGUGCCCCGCAGGCAGCGGCGGCGCCACCGGCUGCCAAGAGCGCUCCGCAAGCAGCAGCAGUGGCAGCGGCGGUGCCACUGGCUGCCAAGAGUGCCCCACAGGCAGUGGCAGCGGCUGCCAAGAGCAGCCCGCAGGCAGAGGCGGUGGCAGCAGCUGUGCCACCAGCUGCUAGGAGCAGCCCGCAGGCAGAGACGGUGGCAGCAGUGGUGCCACCGACCACCAAGAACACCCCACAAACAAGUGCUACGUUGCUGUCUUCCAAAAACCAAGCGAGUGCCCCAGCAUCGGUGUCCAAGAGUGGCACUCAGGCAGGCGCCUCGCUGCUGCUGGCCCCCAAGAGUGGCACUCAGGCAGGCGCCUCACUGCUGCUGGCCCCCAAAAGUGGCGCUCAGGCAGGCACCUCGCUGCUGCUGGCCUCCAAGGGCACUGCUAAGCCAGGCUCCUCGCUUCUGGCCUCCAAGAGCAGUGCCGAGGUGGCUGCCUCAUUGCUGGCUGCUCGGAGCGGCGCUCAGCAGGGAUCCUCACUGCUGACUUCCAAGAGCAGUGCUCAGGUGGCUGCCUCGCUGCUGGCCACUCGGAGUGGCGCCCAGCAAGGUCCCUCGUCGCUGGCCUCCCGAGGUGGAGCUCAGGCAGGUGCUUCCCUGCUGGCCUCCAAGGGUGGCACACCAGCUGGUUCAGCACAGCUUGCCUCCAAGAGCAGCUCACAGGCAGGUGAGAGCCCUGCUAAGGCUUUGUGCAAGCCGUUAACCAGUGAAGAUGCAAAGGAAAGACAACCUUUUUUCAACAGACUAUACAAAGCUGUAGCCUGGAAACUGGUUGCUGUCGGAGGCUUCAGUCCUAACGUAAAUCACGCAGAACUUCUGAACUCAUCUAUUCAGUCUGUAAAAGCCACGUUGGAUGUUGCAUUUGUUCCCCUGAAGGAACUUGCAGACUUGCCUCAAAAUAAGAGCUCUCUGGAAAAUAUAGUUUGUGAACUGAGGUGCAAGUCUGUCUACUUGGGUACUGGUUGCGGUAAAAGUAUGGAAAAUGCCAAAGCAGUUGCUUCAAGAGAAGCUUUGAAAUUAUUCCUCAAGAAGAAAGUUAUUGUGAAGAUAUGUAAAAGAAAAUACAAAGGUAGUGAAAUUGAAGAUCUGGUACUUCUGGAUGAAGAGUCAAAACCAUCGAAUUUACCUCCGGCUUUAAGAAAUCCUCGUGAGAUCUUGUAGGGGAGGAUCACUGUUUGUACCGUGUAUAGUAUUUCAAGACAAGGACUAAAGGUUAAUUUUGUACUUCAAAAAUGUAGGCUUCCAGAUAUUUUGUAUUUCUUUCUCGGUUUUGCAAGACAAUGAUAGCCCUUUCACUCGGUAGCAGUUGUAUAAAACUUGUUAGAGAUGACAAGUGCGCGUUUAAAGGUAUGCCUUAACAUAUAGCACACUAGUGUGCUGUUUUAUUUGCAAAAUAGUCUACCUAAUUCUUCUAUUUUUAAUUAAACAAUUAAGGUACAAUUUGCUGUUUAAAACCUGAGAAUUUUGUAAUUCUUACGAUUUGAUGGCAGUCUGCUCAAUUGUCUACCACGUCUUUUUUAGCCACGUAGAAGUAUAUAUAUAUAGGGACCAUAAUACUUGAAAUGAUUGAAAGUUGUUUAAAAAUUUCAGUCAAAAAGCUGAAUCAUCUGUUUCAGGUGUGUUGCUCAUAAUGUUCACUGUUGCUCGUGCCAGGAGAGAAAAUAGUUGGUUGACUGUUUUUAUGGGCUGUCGUAACACUCGCAAUAUAAACGACACCCUGAUCCCGUUGAACGCGAUACUAGCAGGUUAGAUCCCCUUUAACGCUAUACUGACAGGUUAUCAAUUAGCAGUCAUGUUGCAGCUGCUUCAGCCACCAAAACUCUGUAAGCAGAUUUAAUUUAUAUUGUGAAAUAUCAUCUACAGUUUUUUCAAAUAAACAUGGAUUUCUACACUUCAGCAUAUUUUGGCUGCUACUAAAACAAUAAAACCUCUGGGAUAUGCUUUUAUAGUACUUUGGUUGUGGCUAUUAAAUAAUCCAGCCAUUUCAAUAACUUUGCAACACCUUAAGAAGAGCUUUACUUUGAGUGGCUUCGAGGUGUAAUCCCGCAAGGAUGAGCUGUUUUCUUUGGAUGCAUAGCUGAAAUACUGUAAAACUGCUAGAGCGGACCUAGAGAAUAUCGAUUUCUACUUUUGUAAUGCUUACCAAGAUAAGCAAAAUGAAGACGCCACUGUCUCCUAGAGACAGUGAGCGUGUUGUAAAGCCCUCGCAGUAUUUGAGCCCUUCCUUUUCUACGUUUUUACAGGAUGGACAGAAAGGUUUGAAGCAAAGAAAGUGGGAGAUUACCUUUUAUUUUCAAUGUUACUGAAAUACCUGCACAAACUGCAUGUUUUGAUAUAUUGGAUAAUGACAUGUAAUUGUAAAAACAUGAUGUCUUCAGUGCUAUUUUGAAUUAAUCUUGUCCGAUUACAGUAGUUAGCAUCAUUUAAUGGAGACCUUACACUUGACUGACAGAUCCGUUGAUCGAGUGCUACAGGAGUGAGUAGGAAUUCCUGGGAUCUCAGUAGUAUGUAUGUCUGCUAAAAGACUUCAAGUUCUAUUGUGAUUUUGGGGACUAAACCACAAUGGCGUUGUUACACUGUACCCUACGUGAUUUUUGAACAGCGGUGGCUGUCCGGUCCGUAGCACCUGGAGCCUGCAAGGCGCUCACACUUCCCAACGGCCGGUUGAGAACUUCCUCCGUCUGACCCCUGUGCGUCUGUGCCCUCGGUCGCCCUUUGCUCUGGUUAGGUUUCUCAGGAGUUCCCCCUCGGUGUUUCUGGAGCACCGCCCAACGUUCUUACGCAGUGUAAGAGUCGCUGUGUGCCGCUUCUAGCGCAGAGCGAGUUCCGUGCCGUGUUUAGGAGUUGUGGUGUUCCUGCCAGGAGGCAUGAGAUCUGUUUCAAAGCCUCACCCUGCUCAGGUGGAGACACAGAAUGACUGCUUUUGCUGGGCGGGAAUCGCGUCCUGUGCCCUCUGAAGUACCACUGUUCUGGCCGCUCCUCUGGGCAUCUCCAGCUCUCUGGUUGAGAAUCGCAGCGUGCGUGUUAACAAUGUGAAAUUCCUGUGUUUCCUGUCUGCAAAAGCCAAGCUCACAGUAUUUACUGACCUCAAGGGGGUGUGAGGGUAACUGUGCUGAAAGGCUGAGGUGCUAGAUGCCUUUUUUUAAAGUCCUGACUUAAGCUUACUUUUUUUAGAAUUUUUGAAUGUUACUCCUCUUUGAUGUUUGGUUGUGAUUCAUUAAAGGAUGAGUCCGUAGCUACUCUUAAUAGAAACUAAAA